AUGGUCGACCUCGAAAAGGCAGACUCGCGCAGCGCCGAGACCGCCCUCACCGUCUCCUCCUCCUCCGAUCCCUCGAGCCCGCGUCUGCAGCCCAUCCGCACCAACCAGUCGUACCGCUCGGUCCGCUCCCAGCGUCGCAUUGACGGAACGGACUACCUCGAGAACCUCGAGCAAGCCCUCACCCCGGACCCGACGCUGCUGCACGCCGACCACGAUGGCCAGGGCAUCACCCACACCCGCACCGCCGCCAGCGCAGCGACCAGCAUCGCCAGCCGACCACCCGAUUUCGAGGUCAUCUUCGAGGACGAUGACCCCGAGAACCCGCGCCUCUGGCCCCUGUGGUACCGGGUCUGGGUACUCUUCUGCCUCGCCUACACCGGCUGGGUCGUCGUGCUCUACUCGACGAGCUACACCUCCUCCGCGCCCGGCCUCAUGGCCGAGUUUGGCACCUCGACGACCGUCACCACCCUCGGCAUGACGACCUAUCUGCUCGGCCUCGCCUGUGGCAGCGUCGUCCUCGCGCCCAUGAGCGAGCUGUUCGGUCGCCGCAUCGUCUACCUCAUCUGCCUCGUCGCCUGGGCCGUCCUCGUUGUGCCCUCGGGCGUCGCGCAGAACUUUGCCACCAUCCUCGCCUCCCGCUUCUUCUGCGCCUUCUUUGGCGCCGUCAUGAUCGCCAACUCGCCCGGCACCGUCGUCGACCUCGCCCACCCGGACUACCUCGCCUUCACCCUCUCCAUCUGGUCCAUCGCCCCCAUGAACGCGCCCAGCACCGGCGGCAUCAUUGGCGGAUUCGUCUUCCAGAGCCUGGGCUGGCGCUGGAGCAACUGGAUCAUCCUCGCCGGGGGCGGCGCCGGCAUCGCCAUGAUGGCCACCUGCAAGGAGACCUACGCGCCCACCGUCCUCAAGCGCAAGACCGCGCGCAUCCGCAAGGAGACGGGCGACGACCGGUACUGGUGCCAGUUUGACCAGCGCGUGUCGACAUGGCAUCUCAUGAAGACCAACCUGUCGCGACCUUUCAUGCUCGCCGCCACCGAGCCCAUCCUCUGGUUCAUGAACCUCUGGAUCUCGCUCGUCUACGGCAUCCUCUACCUCUGCUUCGUCGCCUACCCCAUCGUCUUCCGGCAGCACCGCGGCUGGUCCCCGGGCAUCGCCGGCCUCGCCUUUGUCGGCAUCGGCAUCGGCACCCUCCUCGGUAUCUUCAGCGAGCCUCUCAUGCGCCGCCUCAUCAACGCCCCCUGGCAGCCGCGCGACCCGCGCACCGGCAAGGUCGCCCCCGAGGCCACCGCCCUCGUCAUGGCCAUUGCAGCCAUCCUCACCGCCGUCGGCCAGCUCGCCUUCUCCUGGACCUGCCUGCCCAUCACCAUCCACUGGGCCAUUCCCAUCGCCAUGGGGAUCCCCUUCGCCAUUGGCAACACCCUCUGCUUCAUCUACGGUGCCAACUACAUCGCCGGCGCCUACGGUAUCUUCUCCGCCAGCGCCCUGGCCGGCAACGCCGUCGUCCGCUCCGUCUUUGGCGGCACGCUGCCGCUCGCGGGGCCCAAGAUGUACGAGGCGCUCACGCCGCAGUGGGCGGGCACGCUGCUCGGCCUGCUCGAGGUGAUUAUGAUUCCCAUCCCCUUUGUCUUCUGGCGGUAUGGACACAAGAUCCGCGCCAAGAGCAAGGUGAUCAAGCAGUUGCGCGAGGAGCAGGAGCGCAUCGACGCCAAGAGGGCGCGCUGGGCGAUCAAGCUGGAGAAUAGGGCGCAACAGCAGCGGCAGCAACAGGAGGAUUUGUCUGAGAAGACUGUUGGAGAGAGUGAGGCGGUGGCUGCUGUUGGCAGCAAGGAGGACUGA
Molecule: messenger RNA, 1833 nt
Organism: Emericellopsis atlantica
Lineage: Eukaryota; Fungi; Ascomycota; Sordariomycetes; Hypocreales; Bionectriaceae
Product: MFS multidrug transporter
Exons: 1
Coding region: 1-1833 (610 amino acids)
Biological process (GO): transmembrane transport
Molecular function (GO): transmembrane transporter activity
Source: RefSeq, a predicted model, not a curated record